GUGAAACAUUAACCACCAGAACUCUGUCCGACCGCCGCAACAGGAACUGACGUCCUUCUGUGCCAGUGGAAAAAAUGCAGCUGCAGGAAAAAAUGGCUUCAAACACGGCACCGCUGAAAGGUGUUUAAAGGUUUGUUCUGCAACCUUGUGGGUCGCACUGACGUAAAAGCAUUCACACCCAUGGCACCUUGGAGUUGACAGAAUGGCUGAGAUAUCUAGUGGUAAUGGGUUCAAACUGGAUGUUCCCCAGCCUAAGGGGGUUGUGGGAAAAGAGGAGGCCCUCCGCAUGGAACAAGAGGCUUUAGCAAAAUUGCAUAAGGAGAAGCACACUCUUUCUCCUUCAACAUCUUCAUCUUCCUCUGCAGCAGGCUCAUCCUCCCCCAAACCCAAAGCAUCCACAUCUACCACUGCUGCCCCUCAAUCCUCAUCCUCCACUAGUAAACCAGAAAAGGACCUCAUUGUUUUUCCAGAGACCAAGAAGGAGGCACAGAAAGACAAGUUCAAGGACAUUGAUGUAGACAAGUUGACCAAUGAGGAGCUGGAAAAGCUCUUGCUGGACGAUAACUUUGAACUUGACAACAAAGUAUCCCGCCCCUCAUCACUUCUGGGUUUUAACCUGAGUGCUUCCUACCCUGGUGGUCAUGCCUGUAGCUCCUCCCCCUUCCACAGCAGCCAGUGGACACCUGUUCUGUCAACUGCAUCAAGCUCGAGCGUGUCCACUCCGACCCCUCAUCCUCCCUCGUUGUUUCCCUCUGCCCCAUUCCCCAAGCCAGGCACAUUUCAGAAUGGUUUCACUCCAUCUUUGCCAUCUUUUAUGGCCCUUCCAGCUCAGCAGUCACCAUUCAUGGCCUUCACUCCCAUCCAGCCUGCCGCGGCCAUGGUCUUUCAACAGCCUGCUGUGGACCCAGAGAUGGCAAAACUAUUUGAUAAAAUUGCCAGCACCUCAGAAUACUUGAAAAAUGGCAGAUCAGCCAGCACUGACCCGGAUUCAUCUUCUACUAGGACAGGGUCUCUGGCACCCAAUCCACCACCCCAACACCCAACACUGACGGAAUCUUCUAACAUUAGCCGUUUUGACUGGCUGGAUCUGGACCCACUUACCAAACGCAAACCAGAGACUGAUGAAGCGCCUCUGGCGUCAGCAGGCACAGUACAGUUGGAAGCGGGAGUUACUGCAGGGGAUCCUUGGGAUGCAGUGCUUGAGACCGGAGGGAACAGUAGUAGCAGGAGCCCCUCAUUGGAUAUGAAAUCCUCAGUCUCUGCUCGUUCACAGCACAGGAGGGCAUCGACCGGAGCUGCUGUAACUCGCAGUCAUUCUCUCAGAGUUCCAGGGAACUGCUCCUCCCACGAACCAAACAAUCAGGACAAGAGCAGAAAAAGAUUGGUGAAGAAUGCUGCCCUGGAGCAACAGGACUCUCAGAAUUUGGAGUUUGUCGCCUUCUGUGAAGAUGUAGCAACACUGCGGUCACAAUUUCCUCAUGAUGACUUGUCUACCAAUCCCGGUUAUGUCCUCAGCCCUGUCAUUACCCAGAGAGAUGGUGGAGGUGACAGCGUUAGCUCCGUCAAAGUUUCGAUUGAAAUCUCUGAAUCUCAGCAGCCUGUAACCUUCACCUGUGAUGUGGCUUCGCCAGUGGAAUUGCUGAUCAGUCAGACACUCUGUUGGGUCCAUGAUGAUCUCGACCAGGUUGAUUUCUCCAGUUACCUGCUUAAAGUCUGUGGCCAGGAGGAGGUGCUGCAGAAUAAACACAGCCUGGGGAGCCAUGAGUACGUCCAAAACUGCAGGAAGUGGGAGAACGAGAUCACACUGCAGCUACUCUCUCACUCCACCAUGAGAAGAGAUUUGGCCCGUACUGCGGAAGACGACUGCUCUGUGAUAGACUUAGAGAAGCACCUUGAUGAAGUGGAACGACCCUUUAAGGAGAAUGUCACCAGACAAGGCCUGGCUGACUAUCUUGAAGGUUAUCACAACCAAGUCUCCAUCUGUCUGCAGAAUGAGAGCACCCAGUAUAAGACAGUGGACCAGGUGGUGCAGACAGUGAAGAAUCUGUGCUGUGCUCUGGAUGAGGUGGAAACACAGGCUGUUACUGAGGCUGUGAAAAGGCUGCGACACUCCGUCAAUCUACCCAGAGCACGCUCACCCAAGAUUGGUUCCACAUCAUCUGGUCAGUCAUCAAAUGGUCACACCAAUGCUGUGGAGGAAUCCAUGGCCCUACUAACUGAAGCUGUUUAUGACCUGGCCAAGCUCUACCUGCGCUCCUUCUGCUCCCCGUCGUCCUCUUUCUGCUCACCUCCCUCAUCCCAGACUGCAGAAGGAGAAACUCCAGAGGAGAAAAGAAGCAAAGAGGCUUCAGGCACCACAGACCACCUCCAGUUCACCUUGUUUGCUUUGCACGGCAUUCCUGCCAACUGGGUCAGCAGCUAUGAGAAGUACUUUCUGACGUGCGCUCUCCUCCAUAAUGGCAAGAACCUUUUUAAACCAGUCCAGUCUAAGAGAGUGGGCACAUACAAAAGCUUCUUCUACCAUGUCAAAUGGGAUGAACUGAUCAACUUCCCAAUAGCAGUGGCCGUGCUCCCACUGGAGUCCAUACUGAGCUUGUCCCUGUUCGGGAUACCAAACCAGAGCGCCAACAGCUCUCCAGACUCCAACAAACAGAGGAAAUCUCCAGAGCUUCUGGGAAAAGUCUCAAUGCCACUCUUUGACUUCAGACGGGUUCUAGCCAGGGGCAGCAGGUUGUUGUGUUUCUGGACAUCUGCCCAGGGAGCUGCUGCUGCUGCUGGCUCCACUACAAACCGUAAGAGGGUGCUGACUGAGAGAAUUGUACUACAGGUGGAUUUUUCCAGCUCAGCGUUGGAUGUGUUGUAUGUGGAACCCAAGGAGGCCCAAAGCCAGGAAUUCUAUCCCCUGGAGGAGCUGGAUCCAGACCUGAAACGUAAAUUAGAGAAAAUCUGCAGCCGAGCUUCAAACUUUGGGCUAAAACGGACAGAUCACCAGCUCCUCUGGGACCAUCGGCUCCACUGUCGAAGGGACCACCAGAGCAGCCUCCCCAAGGUUCUGGCCAGUGCGCCCAGCUGGGACUGGGCCAGCAUGGCUCACAUCCACUCCCUGUUGCACCACUGGCCCCCGCUGCCUCCUGUCACCGCCCUCGAGCUGCUCGACUCAAAGUUUGCAGACACACAGGUGAGAAGCGUGGCUGUGAGCUGGAUUGAGAAGAGCAGUGAUGAUGAGCUCGCUGACUACCUGCCACAGCUAGUACAGGCAUUAAAAUUUGAGUGUCACCUUAAGAAUGCCCUAGUCAUGUUCCUACUGUCCAGGGCCCAAGGAAACAUCAACAUCGCCCACUAUCUCUACUGGCUACUAAAGGACGCUGUGCAGGAUCCUGCCUGGGGGCGGCGAUAUGAGCAGGUGCUGGGCGCUCUGCUCUGUCUUUGUGGGGGGCGGCUGAGGACGGAGCUGGAAAAACAAACCCACCUGGUCCCCCUGCUGGGAGCUGUGGCCGAGAGGGUCAAACAGGCUGGAGGAUCUACACGACAGAUGGCACUGCAGGAAGGCCUUGAAAACAUCCAGAACUUUUUCCAGAAGAACAGCUGCCGACUUCCCCUUCGUCCCAGUCUGGUGGCCAAGGAACUGAACAUCAAGGCCUGCUCCUUUUUUAACUCCAAUGCAGUACCCCUGAAGCUGGCUUUGGUCAAUGCUGACCCCCUGGGAGAAGAAAUCAAUGUCAUGUUCAAGGUGGGAGAAGACCUGAGGCAGGACAUGCUGGCUCUUCAGAUGAUCCGCAUCAUGGACCGCAUCUGGCUGCAGGAAGGCCUAGACCUCCGCAUCGUCAACUUCAAAUGCAUCUCUACUGGAAAGGACAAAGGUAUGGUGCAGCUGGUACCUUCAUCUGAUACUCUGAGAAAAAUCCAGGUGGAGUACGGCGUGACUGGGUCUUUUAAGGACAAACCGCUAGCUGAGUGGCUCCGCAAGUACAACCCUGCUGAGGACGAGUAUGAGAAGGCAUCAGAGAACUUCAUUUACUCAUGUGCAGGAUGCUGUGUGGCAACAUACGUACUGGGCAUCUGUGAUCGUCAUAACGACAACAUCAUGCUGCGCUCCACCGGUCACAUGUUCCACAUAGACUUCGGAAAGUUCCUGGGUCACGCCCAGAUGUUUGGCAGCUUCAAAAGGGACCGAGCUCCAUUUGUUCUUACCUCUGACAUGGCAUACGUCAUCAAUGGUGGAGAGCGUCCCACCAGCCGCUUCCAGUUGUUUGUAGAUUUGUGCUGCCAGGCCUACAACCUGAUCCGCAAGAACUCUGGGCUCUUCCUCAACCUGCUGUCACUGAUGACAUCAUCAGGACUGCCAGAGCUCACUGGGCCCCAGGAUUUAACCUAUGUGUUUGAUGCCCUGCAGCCUCACAACACAGACGCAGAAUCCACGAUCUUCUUCACCAGGUUGAUAGAAUCCAGUCUGGGGAGUGUGGCCACCAAGUUCAACUUCUUCAUCCACAACCUCGCCCAGCUACGAUUCUCUGGUCUGCCAGCCAACGACGAACCCAUUCUGUCCUUCUCCCCCAGGACCUACACUAUGAAACAAGAGGGCCGCAUCCACCAUGCCUCCAUCUAUUCCUUCCAGAAAAGAUACAACCCUGACAAGCACUAUAGGUAUGUGGUGAGAAUUUUGAGGGAUGGACAGAAUGAGCCCCAGUUUGUCUUCCGUACGUUUGAUGAGUUUCAGGAGCUCCACAACAAACUGGCCAUCCUCUUCCCCCUUUGGAAGCUACCGAGCUUCCCAAACAAAAUGGUGCUCGGUCGCACACACAUCAAAGAAGUGGCGGCUAAGAGGAAGUUUGAGCUCAACAACUAUGUCCACAAUUUGAUGAGGAGUUCCACAGAGGUCACUCAGUGUGAUCUGAUCUACACUUUCUUCCAUCCAAUUGCUCGAGAUGACAAAACGGAAGGUUUGGAAGCUGCAGCCAAACCACCGGAGCCUCCUCUAAGUCCCACUUCUGGUAAAGUGGAAGGAGAAGUGAAGCUGUCCAUCUCCUACAGGAACAGCACACUCUUCAUUAUGGUCAUGCACAUCAAAGACCUGGUUUCUGAAGAAGGGACAGAGCCCAACCCAUAUGUGAAAACCUACCUGCUUCCAGAUCCACACAAGACUUCUAAACGCAAGACCAAGAUCACAAGAAAAACCAGGAACCCCACUUUUAAUGAGAUGCUGGUGUACACUGGCUUCAGCAAGGAAUCGCUGGGCCUCCGGGAGCUGCAGCUGAGCGUUCUGAGUGCCGAGUCCCUCCGUGAAAACUACUUCCUGGGAGGCAUCACGCUCAGACUCAAAGAAUUUGACCUCAGCAAGGAGACGGUCAAGUGGUACAAACUUACAGCCGUCCCCUACUUCUAACCUACACCGGCGUUACCCCGAGAACUACUUUACCUCUGCAGAGAAAUGCUGCGUUCACGUUAUAUGGGAAAGGCGGCGGGCAUGGCCUUACUUGAAAAUACUAAUCAUCUCAGCACCCCCGACGUUAACGUUAAUUCAGGAGUCUGAUGAUAUCACCAAGUAAGAGGCAUUUGAAGUAAAGUAUGUAGGGCGAUAGUCUCCUGAAAACACAACAAACCAAACGGACCGGUUUGUUGAGGUGGGAUUAAAAUUCUUAACUCGGCACGCCAGAUAAGACGCGUCCAGAGUAAUACUUGUAACCGCAAUUGCACCCACACGUCCAUAUAGGCGGACUGCAGAGGAAACGCUCCUUCACAGGGCUAGCGAGCGUUCUGUCAGAGUCGCAAAGGAGCUCGCUCGCCGUCUUGCUUCACGUCGGUCUCCCGCUGUCACUAAUCAGGAUUGUUUCUGUGACAAAACAAUCUUCACUCGUGUUGUCUUUUUCCUAAACUAUAACAGAGCUGUAAUGUUUUGUACAUUUUGAUAAUAGAGGACCAAAACAGCUUACUUUGAGAGAGUAUAUAAUAGAUUGACACGUUUAUUUUUUAAGGAGUAGAAGGGGACUAGAUUUUACAUUUUUCCUUUAUUUUCUGUAUAGAUUUAAAUAAAAAAAGGAGGCAUCAGGGUUUCCUGCUUUGCAGCAGACAUUAAAUAGAGUAGUCCAGCGAAACAGACAUGUCAAAGUCAACAGUGACUUUACGAUUCCCAAUACUGUGCCAAAAAAAUAAAUAAAUAAAGAUGGCAAAUCAAACUAAUCUCCUGAGUAAAACGGAGUGCCUUUAUUUGUGCUCACAAUCUCUUUUUAAUGCCCGAGUUGGCCUUACUAAUGAGAUAUAUUUUAUAAACAUCACAUGUUGUUAUUAAAGAAACAUCUAUAUCCUGUGUCAGUAGUUCAGAACAGAUCUGGUGCUGACCCACACCAGCAGGCCUGUCUGUCUUGAUGUCACUUGACUACUUGGACUCUGCACAUCUUUAACUGGGUUUUUUGUUUUGUUUUGUUUUCCCUUCACAAGCUUUGGAACACGCUCGUGCACACUGCUCUUGAUUCAGAUGUAACACUGAUUUGACUUCACUGUUUCCUACAGAUGGUUUAAAAAAA
Messenger RNA from Thalassophryne amazonica, 6521 nucleotides. It is a transcript of the gene pik3c2a, whose product is annotated as phosphatidylinositol-4-phosphate 3-kinase, catalytic subunit type 2 alpha. The record is from RefSeq and is a predicted model, not a curated record. Gene Ontology annotation, biological process: phosphatidylinositol 3-kinase/protein kinase B signal transduction; phosphatidylinositol-mediated signaling; phosphatidylinositol-3-phosphate biosynthetic process. Gene Ontology annotation, cellular component: cytoplasm; plasma membrane; phosphatidylinositol 3-kinase complex. NCBI's taxonomy places the organism in Eukaryota, Metazoa, Chordata, Actinopteri, Batrachoidiformes, Batrachoididae. Gene Ontology annotation, molecular function: 1-phosphatidylinositol-3-kinase activity; phosphatidylinositol binding; 1-phosphatidylinositol-4-phosphate 3-kinase activity.